AACUAGUUACAUUUGGCUACUUCCACACAUUGGCUAAGAAAGCAAAGGGAGGAAGGAACAGGGUAGUGCUGUCAGUCCAAUUAAAAUAAGACAGAGAUAGUGGAAUUCUUACCACAUUAAUGAACUGUGUUCUGACACUAGUUGGUAUCUCUCCUAAAUAAUUCAAUAUGGUAAAGAUGCUGUUUCUCCAGAGUGCUCUCUUUCUUGCUAGCUUACACGGAAUUCAGACUCUUAAAAUCUGUUCCUUUAACGUGAGAUCAUUUGGAAAAUCAAAAGUAGCCAAGGAAGGAAUCCUGGAUGUGCUUGUGAAGGUAAUCUCCCGUUGUGAUCUAAUGUUGAUGAUGGAAAUCAAGGAUUCAAGAAAUAAAGCAUUUCCUAUGCUAAUGGAAAGACUGAAUAACCAAGGCAACGGUAAUGAAUACGAAUUUGUCAUUAGCAAACGCUUGGGACGAAAGGCCUACAAAGAACAGUAUGCUUUCAUUUACAGGCCAAAACUGUUAACAGUAAAAAGAAUUUACCAGUAUCCUGAUCAUCAUGGAGACGUUUUUGCAAGGGAGCCAUAUGUGGUAUGGUUUUCAUCGCGUUAUACCACUGUAAGGGACUUUGUCAUUAUCCCACAACACACAGCACCAGAUUCAGCAGUCAGUGAACUGAACGGGCUAUACGAUGUUUAUGUGGAGAUGAAACAACGCUGGAGAGCAAAGUAUUUCAUACUUAUGGGAGACUUCAAUGCAGACUGUGAAUAUGUCCGCAGGAAGGAAUGGCCAAGUAUCAGAUUGAGAAAUGAUACCAAUUUUAUUUGGCUAAUUGGAGAUGAUGACGAUACAACAGUAAAACAUAGUACACAUUGUGCAUACGACAGGAUUGUACUCCGUGGAGAAAAAUUAGUAAACGCAGUUAUUCCGAAUUCAGCCAACAUAUUUAACUUCAAAGAAGCUUAUGGCAUGACUGAAGGACAGGCCCUGAAUGUGAGUGACCAUUUUCCUGUGGAAGUAGACUUGCGGAGGUCACGUAGCAUCUUUUACUUUUUAAGAUCUCUGGCAGGUCCAAAGGGUUAGCAAGCUGUUACAUACAGUUCUACUAGCUCUAAAUUGAAUAACAAUCAUUGCCUCUGUUAUCAGUUUUAAACUGUAGAAUUCAUUAUUUGCGUCAUCAUGAAGUUACAUCAUGACUUUCAAAUUCCUGUGUGAAAUUUGCAUGAAGUUUUGCAUAUCUCAAAACGAGUUGUUAAGAGCUGGAGCCAAGGAAUGUUGAUUCCUUCUUAAUCUUUAUAUUUGUCACCUCAAGGAUUAAUACUCUCUUCGCCCACAUCAAUCCUAAAUAUAUUCAAUCUACGGCUCAGAGACAAAUCUCUACAAUCAUUCUGUCCUUGAGGAACUCCAUUGGCUUUCUAAUCCCUCGUAUCAAGUUUGCAAGGUUCCCAUUCUAGAUUUUGAUUGCCUCAAUAGUUUCAUUCCAAACUUUCUGACUGAUCUAUUCCAGUGAUAUAUCCCAAGUCAUUCUGAAUUGCUGCACAUCUCUUGCUCCCGCCACGCCAUCACCAGAAGCUACCUUUUUGAUUACGAUGAAUGGAAUGAGAUUCUGGCCAUCAAACCGCACCUCCCAUUCCAGACAUCAGUAGUGAGAAUUCAAGAAGUGGGUGAUUUAAACUGCAGCACCUUGCCUACGUGACUAACUGUUCAUAUGUAAUGUGAGGGAAGCAGCAAGUGACCAGUCAAUGUUUGAAUGACAUGGACAAGUUUCGUUUCCACCAUCUGGUGAAUUUAUACAACAAGAUGUCAAUUUUGACCAAUACCAAUGAGAAAUUAUGUGAAAAUCCAACCAAACCAGGAUAAGAUGGCAGAGGAGAAAAUAUACAUUGAGCAUCAUACUAAAACUUAUGUUUUAACUUGCUGAAAUAGAAAGAAAUGCUUCUUAAAAUAUAACCAUUAAUAAAUUACAGCAAAUACUUUGAUAAACUGACAAUGAUGUUGGAAUCAAAAGAACUUUGCUUACUUCUAUCAAGUCAUACAAUACCAUAACCUAUAGCCAUAAUACUUCCAUACAAUAUACAUGAUGUGUUUUCUGUGGAAUAAGAAUAUAACAAAUACCAUUAAAUAAAUCACUUGCUCCAGUCAAA
Messenger RNA from Chiloscyllium plagiosum (whitespotted bambooshark), 2119 nucleotides. Its product is annotated as deoxyribonuclease gamma-like. NCBI's taxonomy places the organism in Eukaryota, Metazoa, Chordata, Chondrichthyes, Orectolobiformes, Hemiscylliidae. The record is from RefSeq and is a predicted model, not a curated record. Gene Ontology annotation, molecular function: deoxyribonuclease I activity; DNA binding. Gene Ontology annotation, biological process: DNA catabolic process. Gene Ontology annotation, cellular component: nucleus.